CGCCGGCCGCUUCCCAGCCUGGCUGAAAGGACUCGCGCAGCCGGCCUUGUCGGCCCUUAAAGCGCUCACUGGGCGGCCUGGCCCCAACUCCCCUCCCGAGCCGCGCAAAGGGAGAGCUCCUGGCUCUCGUCGGCUCCCCAGGUUUGCUUUCCUUUUUUUCCCCGAAGGUGGGCCCUGAGGUCCACCGCCGCGAAGCCUGCGGCCGCCGGAAAACCCAAACCCGAGUGUCCCGAGACUAACCGGAAGUGCGGUCCCUGGCGGAGGGGCGGUGCCGGCGGCUGCCGGGGAAAGGGAAGAAUUGAGUGUUAUGAAUACUCAUGGACUUGAGACUUUUUGAGGCCAAAAGCAAGACUGGCUUGAGUCUUCAUUGUUAUGAGUUCUUGGGAAGACUCAAGGAGGUAAUCCAUGCAGUCAAUGAAAGAACUUGCUCUUCCUUGAGAAACCACGUUCUCAGGACCAGGAAGUCAAGGCUGCGUUCCUUCCGGUUAGCUUCUGGGGUUGGAAAUACCAAGUAAGGAAUCAGCAUAUAUGAUGCUGGAAACGUUUAGAGACGAGCUGCUCCUGACUGAAAGGCCUACGACAGAUGUGUCUUUCAAGUUCUUACCAAGAAAACAACUAUGAAGAACAUGAUGGGUCAAGAAGACCAGUGGAAAACUCCCUAGGAGAGAGCCAUAGAAAAUGUUCACUUCAGAAGAGAAAUAUAAUCAGAGAACUCAGAAGAGGAAAAUCUAUCAUGGAUGCCCUCAGAAGGGUAGAAAGAUUUUUAUUCAUGUGCAUGAGAUUACUCAAAUAGAUGAUCAGAUAUACCAGUGCCUUGCAUGCGAGCAAAACUUCUGUGAGAACUUAGCUCUUAUUAUGUGUGAGAGAUCCCACACUGGGGAGAAACCUUAUAGAUGUGAUAUGUGUGAGAAAACCUUCGUCCAAAGCUCAGAUCUUACUUCACACCAGAGGAUUCACAAUUACGAGAAACCUUAUAAAUGUAGCAAAUGUGAGAAGAGCUUUUGGCACCACCUGGCCCUUUCGGGACACCAGAGAACACAUGCAGGUAAAAAAUUCUAUACAUGCGAUAUUUGUGGCAAGAAUUUCGGUCAGAGCUCUGAUCUGCUUGUCCACCAGCGAAGCCAUACAGGCGAGAAACCGUAUCUGUGUAGUGAGUGUGAUAAAUGUUUCAGUCGAAGCACAAACCUCAUAAGGCACCGAAGAACUCACACAGGGGAGAAACCGUUUAAGUGUCUGGAGUGUGAAAAAGCUUUUAGUGGGAAAUCAGAUCUUAUUAGCCACCAGAGAACUCAUACUGGCGAAAGGCCCUACAAAUGUAAUAAGUGUGAGAAAAGCUACCGACACCGUUCAGCCUUCAUUGUUCAUAAAAGAGUUCAUACUGGGGAGAAGCCCUAUAAGUGUGGUGCCUGUGAGAAAUGCUUUGGCCAGAAAUCCGACCUUAUUGUACACCAGAGAGUCCAUACAGGUGAGAAGCCGUAUAAAUGCUUGGAAUGUAUGAGAAGUUUUACCCGGAGUGCCAACCUAAUCAGGCAUCAGGCAACUCACACUCACACUUUUAAAUGCCUUGAAUAUGAGAAAAGUUUCAGCUGUAGCUCAGACCUCAUUGUGCAUCAAAGAAUUCACAUGGAAGAGAAACCACAUCAGUGGUCUGCGUGCGAGAGCGGCUUCCUCCUGGGCAUGGACUUUGUUGCCCAACAGAAAAUGAGAACGCAGACCGAGGAGCUGCAUUACAAAUACAGUGUGUGUGAUAAAAGCUUCCACCAGAGCUCAGCCCUUCUUCAACAUCAGACAAUCCAUCUCGGUGAAAAACCAUAUCUCUGUAAUAUGGGCGAGAAGGGUCUUGAGCUCAGUCCUCCCCAUGCAUCAGAAGCCUCACAAAUGUCUUGAACAGACAAGAAGUUAGAACACCCUAAGAAAUGUACUUAAAACAUGUCAGAGGACCCAGUAAAGAGCUCUGGGCAAAUCUCAGACUUUCCUCAGAGCUCAGACUUCUGUGGGGACCAGAGAAUACAGCUGUGGGAAGUCGAGAAAUGGUUUGCCCAGAGAGUGAGCCUCACAGAACACUUAAUCAGUCACUUCAGUGAGAAACCUUAACAGAUGCCCUGAGGCUUGGGAAAAACCUUUAGUCCAAGCUUGUAUCUGAUCACCCACAAGGGGAUUCCUACAGGUAAGAAACCUUACAGAUGCAGUGAGUGUGGGAGAGUUUUCUAGCAGUGCUCAAGCCCUCCUCAUUCCGAGAGAAUUCACACCAGAGGACUUCUUAAGUGCCCUCAGUGUCAACAGAGCUUUGGACAGUAUGCACGUCGCACUGGACGUCAGAAAGCCCACAAUGGGGAGAAACCCCAGCAAGUGUGUAAAAGGCUUCUUACGACUUUUCUUACUCUUCAGAGAAGCCAUACUGGUGAAAACGUGUAUAUUUGUCUUGAAUGUGGCAAAAACAUGAGUUGGAGAGCCGCCUUGGGUUUGCACCAAAGAAACCCAAUCUGAGUAAAGACCUUACAGGGUCUCUGAGUGAGAAAAACUUCUGUCAAUGAACAGCUCUCGUGGUACACCGGGGAACUCACAUUAGUGAAAAACCCUCUUGAGUCUGAAAAAAGCCUUGCUAGAAACUCCUCCCUCAUUGGGUCCCAAAGAACGUGCUCUGUGGAGAAUUCUGCGCCAGUGAGAGCUCGAACUGUGGACUGUGUACAUAUAAUAGGUAACAGUUGACCCAUAUGGUAGAGGUGACUUUCAGUGGCGGCAGUAUGUAAACCGUUGUUCAGAUACCCAGAAACUUGUUCUGGGAGGAGCUAGGGCAGGUCACAGUAGGCCUGAUGGGUAACUCAGGUAAAGAUGCUUUUCUUUUAUCUGAACCACUUAAUGAUUGCUUUACUUUUCACUUUUUAAAAUUUGGAAAUCCAAUAAAGAAAAGGACUGUAACUUUGUGAUAGAAGGUGUGGCAUGUGUUCCUAUUGGGGGAAAAGGAUUAUAUUGAUUCAGCCUUUGUCGAUUUUUAAUUCUUGGCUAGAAUGGGGACUAGUGUGUUGACAGUAGCCUGGGAAUCUUUUCCUGGUAGUGAAAAGAACUGAACAGCUAGGGAGUAGUUCCCCUAGAUCAGAAUUCUUCCCAAAAGUUCCCCCUUUGGAGGGCCAACCUCAUAAAGAGAAUACUCAACGUUUUACUUAGUGUGAGUUAAGGCAUUGCCCUCAAAAAUUUCCUUUUCCUCAAACAUCUUUGAGAGGAUCACUGGCAUUUGAAAUUUCAGCUUUAGAGAUUCAUUUCUUUUAAACUCAGAAACGCAGAUUUCAGUUUAACAGUCGUGUCCUGAUGUCGCUAGCUAGCAUCCCAUAUUUUGAUGACUUUAACUUGUCUCUUUCACUGAUAAAAUGCUCUUCAGCUCCUUGCAGAAUGAUUAAGGUAAACCAAAAGAAAGGUUUAAGUCUGAGGAGGCACAAAGUAAAACACAUAAGGAUGCGUCAUUCAUGAAGGAGCUAAAACUUCGUGAUUUUGAGUGUCCCACACUCUAAAGCUGGCAUUCUUUUCACUCCAUUUUCCUGCUGUUUUUAGCGAAUCAAGCCCCAUGAUGAUAUGCCUUUCAUUUAUUUCAGUUCUUCCAAGGAAAGAAAAUACUUUUUAUUCCCAGGGAAAGGAUUGCAGUCACCACAACAUAAGGUAUCUGUGUGGCUUGGAACGUCGAUUCUGAAUGCUAGAAGGGAAAAGGAGUGGUCAGGUUUAUCAGACAUUUAAGGAUAAGCACUUAUCUCCGAUUUAACAGAAUAAUUAAUGAUUAUCUGUAACAUUCUCUAGAAAUACUAUAAUUAAUCCAAUGAUUAUAGAUGGACAAUUCUGAGGGUUUUUUUCUUCCCUUAGAUUAAAAGACAUUUAAUAUAAAUGCUUAAGAUUCCUACAGUAUUUGGGGCAAUAGACUAGUGAGUAAAUACUCUUGCUAGUCUGGGUUCUCUGGUUUAUUUUAACAAAUCCCUGCACUCGAGAGAGUGUUGGCAUCAGACUUAAGGAGGUGGCCAGCUGCUGCCUGUGUACGGCUCUAAGCUUUGAUCCUAACGACUGGUUGAUGAGCUUGAUAAUCUUAGGGUCAGUGGAUAGAGCUUAUAGUGAUAAUAAGGAAUCUGGUUCUAGGGUGGGGUUUUCUUGGGUUUUUUUUGGUCUUUUUUUUUUUCUUUUUAGAAAACAAAUGCUGGAAGUUUAUUUGAUCUGUUGUGUUUUAGUAAUUUUCAUAAAAUAGCUCUUAUACCACGAGAAGUUGCCCAGUGUGCUAAAACACGCAAGAUGUAUUUGUUUCUCUUUGGUGCAGGUCAUGCCUAUCACUAGUAUAUGUUUGGUGGUUGUAAUACUUAAAAUAGUAUUGGGUAUAUGGCAUGGUGGUGACGAAAGUUAGUCCUUAUGGCUACUUGUUAGUCAUUAGAACUUGGAGAAGGGGACAGAGUUUGUAUCGUUGGUAGGGCAAUGACUUGCCCCUUCUUUCAACUAAUCUUACUGGUCAUUGUCUCUAGUCUUUAAGUAAAUUAAGGAUGGACCAUCCCUCCAAUGGAGAACAGUCGGGGUUCUGAGACAGGUCUGAGUGUGAGGGCUUUAGUCGUGGGGAAAAAGGUGUUGGUGUUCUUCAUAGAGCAUAACCUGAGGUUGGAGAGACCACUUGGGAGCCUGUAGCCAAAACUAGAAGGUAACUUCUGGGAUGGAUGGAGGUUCUCUUGAGACAGUGCCGACCUAAAUCUACCUCAGGUAAGUAGUUAGAGUAACUUUUUCAAGAUUUCAGACCAAACGAGACACUUGUAUUCAGUCAAUGUAUUCCUAUGCUUUACUGUUUUUGUUUUUCCUUAAUUCUUAAAUAAACAUUUAUUCUGAAAAACUUCA
Molecule: messenger RNA, 4851 nt
Organism: Neogale vison (American mink)
Lineage: Eukaryota; Metazoa; Chordata; Mammalia; Carnivora; Mustelidae
Gene: ZNF322
Product: zinc finger protein 322
Exons: 5
Coding region: 679-1887 (402 amino acids)
Biological process (GO): regulation of transcription by RNA polymerase II
Molecular function (GO): DNA-binding transcription factor activity, RNA polymerase II-specific; RNA polymerase II cis-regulatory region sequence-specific DNA binding
Source: RefSeq, a predicted model, not a curated record